GAAUCAGAUUCUGUUUCCUAUUUUGUGUCAACACGUAAUCCGAAGUGUCAGCACCACACGAUCAGCAUCUAAAAUUCAGUUUCCUAUUUCUAUUCCAAGUCCUACUUCUAUUUCAAUUAGGGUUUCUAAAUCCUAUAAAUACCCAUCCAAAUACAGAAUUAAGAGAGUUUUGGAAGGCUCGUGGCAGCCCUCUUUUGGGGCACUCUUGAAGUGAUUUAUGCAUGAACUUGAGAAAGAAUUGUGUAGAUUAGACCAAUAAUAAUAUAAACCGUGUGCUAGACUAUGAGACCGAGAGGUAAUUAGCUCACGUGUGGUAGUGGAGGAAGAGAAGAGAGUUAGUAGCUCCCCCUUUUUAAGCUAGAGAGAUUGCUACUGGACGAAAGUCUACAUAUUGAAUGGGGGAAGAGUUUGAUUUGGGGUUGGUGGAGUGGGUCUGGGAUCUUUAUGGGAAAGGAAGACUUCUUUUCGAUGUUGAUGAGAGAGUGAGGAGGGAUUUUGAUGGGAAACAAGCAGAAUGUUUGAUGAUUGUUGGAAUGUGGUGCUCUCACCCUGAUAGCAACUUAAGGCCAUCAAUUCAGCUAGCAAUUCAAGUUCUAAAGUUUGAGGCAGUAAUGCCAAAUCUUCCUGCAAAAAUGCCUAUACCUAUGUACCAUGUACAUACACCAUUAGUUAACUCUAGAGAACCUUCUGUUUCUUAUUCUAGCAUAGAGGCAGGUAGUUAAGACAUUAUUUAGUUAACUUUCAUCAAAUAAAACAUCUGGUUAUCU
This is a messenger RNA of Rubroshorea leprosula, 767 nucleotides long. NCBI's taxonomy places the organism in Eukaryota, Viridiplantae, Streptophyta, Magnoliopsida, Malvales, Dipterocarpaceae. The record is from the annotation of a GenBank genome assembly.